AUUAAUCGGUAUUUAUUAUCUCUUCUUAAUCUUCAGUGAAAGUUCGAAAGUCCAGUUACAGCAGUCAAAAGACAAUCCAAUUGUUUAUGACAAUUACAAAGUAAUGAAUAUACAGUAUUUCAACGAACAUAGAAGUUUUUUUAAUGUAUAUUAUUACUGCACAAUUAUUGGUAAUGAAAGAACAUGGUGAUGAUUCUGUUACAGUAAUAAUGUAGUUGUAAAAUUUUGCUUAUUUUUAUGCAGGUGUCAUCACUCGUGUCUAGCUUAGAGCAAAUGAUAGAAAAAGGAGAAUUGACAGAAAAUGAAGUACAUCAAGUGAAUGAAAUUGAAAGAAUAAUGUCAGAAAAAGGAGAUCAAGUUAGCAAAGGCCAUCUUCAGUUGCUAGGUUUGUGAAAUGUUCUCUGUUGACAUGUCUUAGCAAAUAGACCUUUCUUAAGACUGCUAUACACUAUCAAAGUUUCUGUGAUCGCAGUAGGAAUUUGCAUAUGUACAGUAAAUUCUAUGUUUUGAAGAAUUUCUGAGAAAUGUUUGAGGGAACUAACUCAUUAUUAAACACUGAGUGACUGAGUACAGUACAUGCGCACAGUAUGUCAUGUAGUUGACUUCAGGGGGCUCCUAUAGAAGCCCACCUCCCCGAGCAUUUCCCGCAAAAUGUAUUUGGUUUAAUUAAUGUAUUUUUGUUGACUACUUGAGCUUGAUAGCAGCAUAACAUUAUUUUGCCAUGAAAUUUGUGGUUAAUGGCUGCUAAUAGAUGGAGACAGGGCAGGAAGUACCGGGGGGUGGUGUAAAUUUUUUUACAGGAGGGGGCCACAAAAGGAAGGGGGCCCAUUUUGUUAAUUCACCCCCCCCCUCCCCCCAACUAGAUAUCGCUCGGCACAUCCCUGGGAUGGAGGGAAACAAUUAGAUUUAAAUAUGGAUAAUUUGUUUCUUGAUGAUAUAUAGAAACUCUUCUGGAAAGAUAUGAACACUCGGCAGAGGACCUUGUGCUCACCAAUAUUGUCCAAACUCUUGGUCUGGUGGUACUAUGUGAUAACAUUAUCCUAAUGGUCUGCCAAGAUCCAGGUAUGUAUGGUAGUUCCUUUUCUGUUUGAACAUUUAUAUUACUGCAGAAAUAACAUUCAAACAUUGUCCAUCCAAAAUCACAUUUGAUCCGAAACUUAUAAUUUGUACGGAUAUUUGUAAUAUCCAUAAGUAAUACUUGGAAGUAUAUUGUUACAUUAAAAUGGUUUUAAUCCUAACAAUUUGUAUUAUUUGUGCGGUGAGCGGAGAUACAGUAGCUUGCAUUAAAACUUAUUUUAAAAAAAAUAAUUACAUGAUAUUUUUUGUCAAGACAAAACGGCCGACAAAUCUUGCAUUUCAUAGGAAAAACUGUAAUUUGGUCGGGUGUCCAACUGUUAUUUUAACCUCUAUUCUGGGGGCUAUAAGUUGGCAAUAAAUAAAUAAAUAAAUAGGAAGGUGGUUAGGUAAACAUGCAAGCUGGCACACAGAACUCAUUUUUAAAAAUUGCCAGUGUAGUUGAUUGAUCUUAAUUCUCUCUACUUUCUAUUCUAGUUUCAAAGCCAGUGUUUAAGUUGGCCCGUGAAUUCCCACGACUGAAUUCUCCAGAAGUUCAGUGUGCUGUGGUUGAGCUGGUAUGUUAAUGUUCUGUAAUGCAAACUAGUGGUACUAUACCUUAUGCAUAAUGACGUCACAAGGCUUGAUGAUUGUGAGGAAUGCUGGUCUUAGUAGUCAUCGCCCAGGUAAAUUUAGAUAGUCACCAUUUUGAAUUGUUUACUUUUCCCGGGCAAUGACUACUAAGACAUCAAGCCUUGUGAUGUCAUUAUGCAUAAGGCGGGCAUCAAGCCUUGUGAUGUCAUUAUGCAUAAGGUCUAUUGGCCUCGUAACAUCAUAUUCCUGCAUGACAUCAUAUACUCACAUGUCAUAUUCCUGCAUGAUCUGUUUACUAUUCUCCAUUUAGUUCACAAAUAUAUGCAGUACAGAUGCUGGACGAGAAAUAUUUGUAGCUGAGAACAAGUCAGGGGCAAGGAGGGACUUGCAAGAAUCGAACAUGGAUCCAAAGGGAUCAAACAUGGAUAAGCAGGGAUUAAAUGUUGAACAUCAUGAGACAUUGGUGGAUCAUAGAGAUGUGAUCGAAGUGACUGUUAAAGCUAUGCUUGAUGGGAAUCGAGAGCUUCUUGUAAGGGCUGCUGGCUUAGUCUAUAAUAUUUCUAUGGCAAAGGUAUGUAAGUUUUCUAUGAAUAUUUUAUUUACUUUUGUAAUGAGUGUAGUAACCCCAGUCCCCACCCCACCAACAACCCAAUAAUUAAUUUUGAAACCCUUUCAAUACAUGGUAGCUGAAUAGCUGUAUAACAAAGCUAAUCCAGUUUUAAUUUGUUUUGCUGAUGAGUGCUGUGGCUUCUACCUGGGACUAGGUAGAAGCCAGAAUUUCCUCAUCUGAAAUUGAAGGUGUGUCCGAUGAACUCACUACCAGCUUGCUCUUGAAUUUGUUGCAAAUUAACCCAUUGAGCCGCAAUGCGCCCCAGUGCACCCUACUUAAUUUGUUUACUUCUCUAAUGCCAGGCGAUUUUACUCAUUAAUGGGGAUGCUCUGCAGCUUAAUGGGUUAAUACCAUAAGAAACUGUUAAUGACAGUUUUAUUUCUUUGCAUGUUUUUGUGUCAUGUAGGUAAGUGAAGAGUCCGCACUCGAAUGUUCUUCUGCAAUUCUUGAAUGUUUGCGGAGAGAUGACCUGGAAACAAGUACAGGUGAGUUCGCUAUUGCCACUAAUGAACUAAAGGAAAAAUAAUGAUUAUUUUGGUUUGCAUGACUUCAUGUUUACCCACUUCUUUCCUUACAUAGUUUUCCAAUUUCUUUACAUAGUUUCCAUCUUCCAUUUGUAGUUUAUCAUUGCUUAUUUGCUUUGAACAAUUUUAUGAAAAUUAGUCCAGAGGUAAGAUAGUGCUUUGUAGUUGUCAGUCCAAAAUAGAACCCACCUAAAGGGUGGGGGACUGUUUUUUAUUUACUUAAUGUCCUAAAAUUUACCAUGUUUAUUUGGUAAUUUAGGGGCUGAUUACAUGGAGCGACUGACUUUCAGCCCAGCUACCCAUGCUGAAAAUUUUGACUAAGCCUAGGGUACUGUGGUCCCCCCUUUGCUAAGCCUAGGGUACCCUCUGUGGUUUCUGUUUUGCAUUUGACCAAAAUUUUUUAAUAAAACCUGUUUUUAUGAUUAUCAAUCGAAAGUAAUUGUUUUGAUGACAGGAAAGGUUUUCCUCCUUUACAUUUGACUAAUAUUUUUCAACUAUUUCUAGAUCGUGAAUUUGACAAAUUUAAUUGGAAUAGAACUGUCAAGGUUUCUUAAACUUUCCAAAUCAAUAGAAGAAAUCUGCAAUGAAUUGGAACAAUAUUUAAUUGUCUGAAGAUGAACAAGAUGUAUGUAUCUUUUCUCAAUUGUAUAUAUACAUAUAUUCUUAGAAUUUUUCUUCAUUCAAUUUAGAAAUAUUUAUAAACUAUAUCCAUAAUUUAUACGGAGGAUGCAUUUAAUUUAUUAUUUUUAUUUGUCUUAAUAUAUAUAUAUUGACCCAUAUUCAUGACCAAUAGACUGUGAUACGUGGACAAUCUCUUAACACUUGCUUACGCUGACUACAACUGACAGCCUGUACAAUAAACUGUGCUUCUUCCUGGGAUCUGGGUAGAGCCAGCUCACUGACCACAUACGACAUGGAAUAUGCCAACCCCAGAAAAACUGUCGAGGCAUCUGAAGCAAGAUGGUAGAUUUCAAAUCUCUCGUAGGGUUCAGUGUUUGAGCUGUCAUAAGUCCAUGAUAGGGUUAGCGUUAUGACAAGUGUGUUUGAGUUCAGUAUACGGCUCUUUAUCUCGCUUUCAAGACAUUUUAAUGAGGUAACCAUUGGAAGAGUUUGUCUUAAGGAAACAGCAUCAAUUAUCUAUGAUAAAACAUAUAUGUCAGUGUAUUGGCUAAUUUGCACAAUUAUAAAAAAUACAUUCUAAUUUACUAAUACAAUUUAUGAAAUAAAGAAACAACUUUGACAAACCUUUACUUCUCCGAGAUAAAGUUGAAAUGGUGUUGAAGAGCUUUCUGUUUUGGAACCUAUUGAUUGGGAUAAUGUAAAGUCAAGUAUGAUAUCUGCUGAAACCAUAUAUCUAUACACUGUUCAAAUAAGAGCCACUACUGUAUAUAUGCAAAAUAAUAUAGUAUAAUUUACCAGGAAUGGUUUUGUUCAUUAAUACCAAACGGAUUCCUUUGAUAUGAGAACCCUUUAAGUCCUUUUCUGCUAAUAAAUAGUACCUAGGAAUAUAAAUGAGUAUAAAUGUAGCACCAAUGUACAGG
Molecule: messenger RNA, 4322 nt
Organism: Paramuricea clavata
Lineage: Eukaryota; Metazoa; Cnidaria; Anthozoa; Malacalcyonacea; Plexauridae
Source: the annotation of a GenBank genome assembly